AGAGAGAGAGACCUUUUCUUGGCUCAGAGCCUCUCUCUCUCUCUCCUGGUAGUCUCACUGUGCGAGCUCACCUACAAAGCGGCCGAUGCCUUACUGGCAGUUUUAAUUUUCAUGUGCACCGAGGAAAGCAAGGUGGUGGGAAGGAUGGCUUGAGCGUAAGGACAAAACUAGUCUGGGAUUUGGCCCUGUUGCCAUUCAUUUCGUUCUGCCUCCAUUCUCCCUCCCUCUUCUCCUUUCUUCCAGUCCCACCUUCUUUGUUCUGCUGCCAAAGCCAUCACAUUUAGACUUACGAGAGACAGAGAGAGAGAGAGAGAGAGAGAGAGAGGAGAGGAGAGUAGGAGCUUCUGCUUGCAGGACUGUUGCUCAUAUUGAUCCAAUGAUGUUGGGGGAGGAGGAAGAUGUCAGCUCAGAGUGCAGCAGUGGAUGCCAAUCUGGUUGGACCGCCUACCUAGAUCAGUCCUCCUAUGACUCCCCUCAGCCUCUUGUCUAUAACAAAGCUGGUUACUUACAAGAGGAGGAAGAGGAAGAGGAGGAGGAGGACCUGUCUAUGGUCUCCGAUGCAUCCUCUGGACCACCUCAUUUUCAUGAAGAGGAUGAGCCUUCCUUCUGCUAUCUUCACUCCAGCACUUGCUUCGAGGGCGGUGGCUGCCUCUGCUCCGCCCUAACUCCAGCUGCUGGAUCGGCCAAAAGUGGUGCGAAGAGGAAGCGAGUUGAACCAGAGCAACAGAGAGAGCAUUCCUCUCUGCUGGAUGACACUGCGAGUUCCACUCUGCUCAGCUACCCCAAGACCCGCUUCAAUGGCGACAGCAACAGCAAUAACUAUCUGAAGCCACCCAUGGAAGGUGUUCUGGAGUUCUCUUGUGGCUUUUCGGCUACCCAUUUUAAGAGAAACCAUGAACUACACAAACAAGUGGGCUACCUUCAAUCCUCUUCUCCUGUGAAGCCAACCCCUACGAGACCAGUUUUAACGAAAGAAGGUGGGAAGAAGAUUUGGUGAUUGAUCCCAUGCCGCCCUGCUCUGAACAAGAAACAGAAGGAUGAAUCUAUUAAAGAUCUCAAAGAGAUCUUGCUCCGUCUCUUGUUCUACUUCUCUCUUCUGUUAUUUUCCUCGUGGCAUGUCAAUGCAGAGGGACGCAAGUGCCCUGAGAGCAAUAGAGAAGAGGAAAAAAUAAACAGUACUCUGUUUUCCCUUA
This is a messenger RNA of Musa acuminata subsp. malaccensis (wild Malaysian banana), 1193 nucleotides long. Its product is annotated as protein SOB FIVE-LIKE 5-like. NCBI's taxonomy places the organism in Eukaryota, Viridiplantae, Streptophyta, Magnoliopsida, Zingiberales, Musaceae. Gene Ontology annotation, biological process: cytokinin biosynthetic process. The record is from RefSeq and is a predicted model, not a curated record.